AUGCAAUAUCUAACCAUCACCCUCUUACCGUUACUCGCAAUCACGACUGUUGCCAUACCACUAUUGUCUGGACUAGAAUCUAUCAACAUUCCCGCUAUUCCAGAUAUUCCAACUGUUCCAAAAGUUCCAGACGUUCCAGAUGUUCCGGCUACAUCAAAAUUAGUAAAGAGAGAAUCUAUCAACAUACCGGCCAUACCAAAUGUUCCGGCUGUCCCCAAAGUUCCAGACGUCCCGGCUACAUCGAGAGCAUUAAAGAUUCGAUCCAUCAGCAUACCGGCUAUUCCUAGCAUCCCUGAAAUUCCAGCCAUUCCAGCCAUUCCUGAUAUCCCUGAAAUACCCGCAAUCCCCGAUGUUCCUGAUGUUCCUGAUGUCCCGGAAGUUCCUGACGUACCUGAAGUUCCUGACGUCCCCGAUGUGCCGGAAGGAGAUGAUUCGGCUGAUCAACCACCAGCGUAUGACUCGCCGGCUCCAGCUUAUUCCGAAAGUAGCUCGGGUAAAAAUGUCGAAAGCUCUAGUGAAGAUAAUAACGGCAAGAUGAACAACGGGAACUUACAAAGCAAGUCAUCAGACCAGUAUGAACGGGAUGAACCAGGACGAGGACAACCAGGAAGAGGAGAACCAGGAAGAGGAGAGCCAGGACGAGGAGAACCAGGAAGAGGAGAACCAGGAAGAGGAGAACCAGGAAGAGGAGAACCAGGAAGAGGAGAACCAGGAAGAGGAGAACCAGGAAGAGGACCACCCGGCAGAGAUGACCCAGGUCGCCGACCUCCUUUCACCAACUAG
Molecule: messenger RNA, 783 nt
Organism: Blumeria graminis f. sp. triticale
Lineage: Eukaryota; Fungi; Ascomycota; Leotiomycetes; Helotiales; Erysiphaceae
Source: the annotation of a GenBank genome assembly